Messenger RNA from Osmerus eperlanus (European smelt), 2134 nucleotides. RefSeq names its product aldehyde dehydrogenase 9 family, member A1b (gene aldh9a1b). The record is from RefSeq and is a predicted model, not a curated record. The transcript has 12 exons. Lineage: Eukaryota; Metazoa; Chordata; Actinopteri; Osmeriformes; Osmeridae. Gene Ontology annotation, molecular function: aminobutyraldehyde dehydrogenase (NAD+) activity; 4-trimethylammoniobutyraldehyde dehydrogenase (NAD+) activity. The coding region runs from base 59 to 1708 and encodes 549 amino acids.
AAACAACCAAUCGCUUGUAGCCAGUGAGUGUCGUAGUUUACGUAAGACGCCUACUAUUAUGGCUAGUUGGCUACAUUGCAAAUUGACAGUUUGUGAAACUAGUGAUAUCAAGACGUACAUCGGCUUUAAAAAACGUCCUAAGAGGGCUGAAGUAAUGUAUCUAAGAUUUAUUAAAUGUCGGAAGCUCAAACCCGGUGCUCUUAAUUCUGCGGUGAGACAAUAUGCUUCAACGGGGACCUUCGACAUAACAGUUCCUCUCAACUUUUGGUGUGGAGACCGCGUGAGGAUCAGGGAUGCAUCGAACACUACACGAGUUUACGAGCCUGCCACUGGGAGGGUCCUAUGUGAACUGGAGCCUUGUGGUGCAGUGGAGGUGGACCAGGCUGUGAAGAACGCCCAGUCUGCCUUCCAGGAGUGGAGCCGAAUGUCAGGGAUGGAGAGAUCACGAGUCAUGAUUAAGGCUGCUCACAUCAUCGAGGAUAAGCGUGAGGAGAUAGCAGAGAUGGAGGUUGUAAACAACGGGAAGUCCAUCACAGAAGCCCGUCUGGAUGUGGACUCUGCCAGGCUGUGUAUAGAGUACUAUGCAGGGGUGGCCAGCACUCUGGCAGGUCAGCAUGUGCAGCUACCAGGGGGUUCUUUCGCCUACACACGGAGGGAGCCUUUGGGGGUCUGUGUUGGGAUUGGUGCUUGGAACUACCCCUUCCAGAUAGCAGCUUGGAAGUCCGCCCCAGCUCUGGCCUGUGGGAACUCCAUGGUGUUUAAACCCUCCCCGGUGACACCGGUUACAGCUGUGAUGCUGGCUGAGAUCUAUGCCAAGGCCGGGGCACCAGAGGGGCUGUUCAAUGUAGUGCAGGGCGGCCAGGAGACGGGCACCCUUCUCUGUCACCACCCCACUGUGGCAAAGAUAUCCUUUACUGGUAGUGUGCCCACAGGCAAGAAGAUUAUGGCGAUGGCAUCCAAAGGUGUGAAGCCAGUGACUCUGGAGCUGGGUGGGAAGUCUCCACUGGUCAUCUUUGAAGACAGCGACCUGUACAAUGCAGUGAAAGGGGCUCUCAUGGCUAACUUCCUGUCCCAAGGACAGGUGUGUAGCAACGGAACCAGAGUCUUCGUCCAGAGCCAGAUCCUACCUGAGUUCCUAGAGGAGGUUGUGAAGAGGACCAAGGCCAUUGAGAUAGGGGACCCUCUCUUAGAAAGCACCCGUAUGGGAGCACUGGUCAACCGGCCACACCUGGACAGAGUGCUAGGCUUCGUGGAUCAGGCCAGGAAAGAGGGCGCCACCGUGUUGUGUGGAGGCGAGCCAUUUGUUCCAGCAGAUCCUAAACUCAGGGGUGGAUACUUCAUGACCCCCUGUGUAUUGGGCGGUUGUAGGGAUGAGAUGACGUGUGUGAAGGAGGAGAUCUUUGGGCCUGUCAUGUCUGUGUUGUCCUUUGAGACUGAGGAGGAGGUGCUUCAGAGGGCCAAUGACACCACCCUAGGUCUGGCUGCCGGUGUCUUUACCAGGGAUGUAAGUCGAGCCCAUCGUGUGGUGGAGCAUCUGAACGCCGGCACAUGCUUCAUUAACAACUACAACAUCACUCCUGUGGAGGUGCCCUUUGGAGGGUACAAAAUGUCCGGCAUUGGGAGGGAGAACGGUCAGGUGACCAUAGAGUUCUACUCCCAACUGAAGACUGUCUUUGUUGAGAUGAGUGACGUGGACAGCCUCUUUUGAAGACAACCCCAAGGAAGUGAUGCUUCUAUUCCAGGAAGGGUAUAUGCUGGCUUGUAGUCAAAUAGCUGAACAGGUUCUAGAAAUGUUAAAACUUACUCUGGUAUUUGAAUGAAGGCUGUGAGUCAGAUUUUGUUAGCUAAGACUUCAACUCUGCUUUUUGAUGCAAAUUAUUAUAAGGGGAAUUUAAGAAAAUGACCAACUGUGCCAAACUGAAUCGUCAUGAAGGUGCCUUAAUAUUGUAGCCAGUGAUUUGUACAUCUAAGUCAAAUCUUAGGUAGCUGCUCAAAUCUAUCCACCAAGUGGUGGAGAGCCAGGGAACUUGGCAGCAAGUGAUUAACAGUAUUCCUGACGGAAGCAUCAUUACUUAAUAGCUUUUUUAUGAAAUUGUACAGUAUUUGAUACAAAUGAUAUACCACAUACAAAAUA